Molecule: messenger RNA, 327 nt
Organism: Lottia gigantea (owl limpet)
Lineage: Eukaryota; Metazoa; Mollusca; Gastropoda; Lottiidae
Exons: 3
Biological process (GO): reciprocal meiotic recombination; synaptonemal complex assembly
Cellular component (GO): chromosome
Source: RefSeq, a predicted model, not a curated record
CACUAUAUUAUAGUUUCAGACUCGAUCCUGCCGGACACAGUUAUAUUCCCACUAUCUUGUGUAGCUUUUAUGCUGCUAUCAACUACAGAUAAGCUCAUAAUCUACACCCCUUUCAUCCUUGUAAUGGAAUUUCCAUGUAAUUUUAGGAUCAACAAAUUUAUUCAAGUUCAUAGAAUUGGUUAUAUAUUACUGAGGGCCUCUCUCCACGGUGAAACUGAACAUUCUAUUAUGAACCAGAUACAGAGAAGGUUUUUAGCAUCCAGUUUACAGAUACUACCAGUACACAAUACAUCAGAUGUUGUUCAAGCUAUGAUCACUAUAGCCAAG